Messenger RNA from Lithohypha guttulata, 1440 nucleotides. RefSeq lists its product as uncharacterized. The record is from RefSeq and is a predicted model, not a curated record. The transcript is spliced from 2 exons. NCBI's taxonomy places the organism in Eukaryota, Fungi, Ascomycota, Eurotiomycetes, Chaetothyriales, Trichomeriaceae. The coding region runs from base 1 to 1440 and encodes 479 amino acids.
AUGUCAGCUCGCAACCAAGAAGCUCCUGACUUCAAUCCUCCUACCAACAACGUGGUCGACCACCAGCGUGUUUUCAAUUGCCUCGUCGAAGCUGUAAACUACAUCCAUGCUUCUAUGCAACUCCUCUAUGGCCCAAGAAUUUUCACUCCUCUACAACCACCGACUGUCAAUUCUCCCAGACCAGGGCCGACUUUCAAUCCACACGCACCUGAAUUUCAGCCCCCCACGACAUUUCCUGUACCUAACACUUCAGCAACUGCCUCCCAGGGUCCCCGAAGUAUUGCAGGACGCAACGUAACUUCGUCACAAGCCAGAAGGAAUUCCACUCAUCCUCACACACGUACAGCCUUCGCUGAUGCCUUUGGACCCACCCCAGACACUGUCUCCAGACUUCAAGACUCUCUGUUGAACACCCCUGUGGCCACAGAACUCUAUGUGCCUUCUAGAAACCCGUCUGAAAAGCCAUGGAUGAACACGGAGACUGGCGAAAGACCGCACUACACGAGUAUCAAACUUCCUGGGCUGCAAGAUGGGUUGAUAGACGCCACGAUCAUGCGUGGUCCUGGGGACCCGGCGGCAGUACGAGCUGAAGACGUACGUAGUGAUACCGAGAAGGAAGCUCUAGUGCGGGAGUCUGAGUUGGCUGAGAGUAUGGAUGCGGAAAUGGAUAUCGAUGACUCGAUGUCAAGGGUGAGAUAUCAGCGUCGUGGAGGCUCGAUAAGGAGGGGCAGUGUGGUACGUCGCAACCAGGCUGCUUUGGCGCAGCACGAUGCAGACAUUGCUAGAGGCUUCAGCUCGACCGGGAGUACGUCAGAUCCACAGCCUACGGAGGGCUACCGGCCUACUGCUCAGCCAGAUGAUAGUCAAGCAGACGAGGAAGAUCCAAACCCAGACACAAAUGGGGGAACUGAAAACCAACCCACUGGCAUACGAGGCGGCAGCGGCGAAGAAGUCAAAAAGCAACAAGCCAUCUUCAAACCUUUCGAUCUCGACGCAGACUUUGACGAAAUGCUCAACACCAAGCCUAUGCCACAAAGUGCUGCAGACGUAGAGCUCCACCCUCAAUACUCAGACGAACGAGCAGAACUUCUCCGAAAGACUGACGACCUCCCUGUCGUGGCGAUCUUUCGCGACGAGAUCGAGCGAGAAGGUAUCGCGCGUGGCUUUGAGAGACCCGACGCAAACGUGCAGAAGUGGCAUGAGUUGGUGCGGUGGUACCAGACUCGCGCGACUAGUGAGCUGCAACGAGAGAUGAAGUUGAUCGUGCAGAAUAAGCAAGUCUUCUAUGGGAUGUUGAGGGAGAGAGAUGCUGAAGCUUUUGGGGUGACUGCUAGGAAGAAGAGGGAGGCGGAAGAGGCUGCGCUUGAGGAGCAUGUGAAGAAAUCUUGGGACGAUGUUGGAAAAGCAGCUUGGGGGUUAAGUUCGUCUGGAGGCUCUUAA